Molecule: messenger RNA, 847 nt
Organism: Coffea eugenioides
Lineage: Eukaryota; Viridiplantae; Streptophyta; Magnoliopsida; Gentianales; Rubiaceae
Product: WUSCHEL-related homeobox 2
Exons: 2
Coding region: 1-783 (260 amino acids)
Biological process (GO): plant organ development
Molecular function (GO): DNA binding; DNA-binding transcription factor activity
Source: RefSeq, a predicted model, not a curated record
AUGGAGAGUCAUGCUAACUUGGAUAUGCCUAUUUCUGGAGGAGCUCCAGGUGGUUCUAGAUGGAACCCGACAAAGGAGCAAAUAGAUAUGCUUGAAAGCUUGUACAAGCAAGGGCUAAGGACUCCAAGUGCAGAGCAAAUACAACAGAUCACUAACAGGCUAAGAGCUUAUGGGCACAUUGAGGGCAAGAAUGUGUUUUAUUGGUUCCAGAAUCAUAAAGCAAGGCAAAGGCAGAAGCAAAAGCAGGAUCAUGUUUCACCUUUCAAUCGCUUUCUUCAUAAGACCGCCUCUGUCCUUCCAUCUUGUACCAAUGUUCUUUGCAGCCCAUAUUACAUGCCAUAUCCGGAAACGGGGUUAUGUCAUCAGCAGCAGCAAUUAUCCAAGGUGCUUCUUCCAAGAAGCUUCAAGAGGAGGCCAAUUUUGCCAGAGAAACUCGAGAAAAGCAAGCUGCUUGGUAGGGCACUUCAUAAUCAAGCAAAUCAGGAGUCCAAUGAUAUGAUGCAUUCAUUCAGGGCCAAUGGAGAAUGCGUGAUGUCUAACUCAAAGCAAUUUAAUCAAGAGACUUUGGACUUGUUUCCUCAGCAACCAACUGGAACUCUACAAUCAAGAACUGCAGCAGCAGUAGCAAGCUGUUCUUUCCCUUCAAACUAUUUUGGAUAUUCCACUGCUACUCCUUCAACUUCCUCGGCCACCAGAUCCUUUACCGAUAAAGGAGGUUAUGAUGACCAUCAUCCUUUCUUUGACUUCUUAUGUGGAAAUAAUGGUUCAUGCGAUGGUCAUUAGCACGAUGUAAUUUCAGUUUGUGAUUGGCCAUCUGUAAUUUCCUUUUGGCCAAUUUUUGUUUUAA